Botrytis cinerea B05.10 is the source of this 1870-nucleotide messenger RNA. RefSeq lists its product as hypothetical. The record is from RefSeq and is a predicted model, not a curated record. Bases 197 to 1219 code for a protein of 340 amino acids. The transcript has a single exon. NCBI's taxonomy places the organism in Eukaryota, Fungi, Ascomycota, Leotiomycetes, Helotiales, Sclerotiniaceae.
GGUCAGUAGAACAUUCGAAUCAAGCCCAAGUAAACAAUUCUAAUCUUUUCGCCGAACAAUAUUAACUGGAGAUAUCAUUGUCAACCAAGUCACUGCAAUUCUGUUUUAAGCACUCAUACUUUUGGAGACAUCAGGACCAGUCAAACAAUCCUACAACGUGCCGCAAUACUGCGGGGUCUUGAAUUCAAUCAAUCUAAUGGCUCCCGAACCUGGCUCCCAAUACCCCCUCUACAACACCACAUUCACCUUACAUCGAGCUUCUCCACUCUACAUUGGCGAAAAUCCUCUCAACAAUUCGAACUUACAAGUACAUGCACGCCGAUUUCGAGAUAUACUAGCAGGCGAUGUUUUACGAGGAGUUCGGGUUGGAUUAGGAUCUGAAGAUGAUACGCUGGCUCGUGUAGGAGCUUUGCAAACGGUGGCGUGGAGGAUUUUCAAGGUAGAAUCGGAAUGGGCUGUCGAAGAUACUACAGGAGAAGCUCUUGAUGAGUCUGUGUCCGAGUCUAUAAAUAAUCGCGGAAUACUGGUUGAAAUCAACUAUGAGAAGGCGAAAUACACGGCAAUUUUAUUGCGCGCCACUUCCGAAGACGACAUGGACGACUCGAUCAUGGGCAAUUCUCGUGAUGAAGCUGGAUUCCUACGCUUACCACUGAUCUUGACACGAAUGCCGUUGUCAUUAAAAGAAACAUUCAUCCAAUACAUCUGCAGGAUAUUCGAUACAAGGGUGUCUGCCCUGAAGUUGGAAGGAAAACAUCUGCUGGGAUCUUUCGAACAAUACACAUCCAACUCGAUUAAUUCAGAUGCAACAACCGAAGAGCGCCGAGCUAGUAUACAAAAGGUUAUUAAAGAAGUUCAAAUUUCUGUUGGCUUCGAUAUACCUGGUGGAUCGGCUGCUCUCAAAACUAUUGAGAUACAUGUUGCCAGGGAAGACUUGCCUCGUAUGCUUGCACGAGGAAACAAAAUUACGAAAGACGGAUCUCCCUUUAUGGCUGCAUUAAAAACUUAUGUCAAGGCUCAUUUGGCACUGGAUCUAGGGCAUGAAAAGGUGAAGAUUGUUAAGAUUGCAUGUGGCUCAUUUGUACUUGGCGAAGGGAGGUUGAAAUUGACGCAGCCAUCCAGUGGCGAGCAUGAAGAUAGUGGACAAUAUCGAGCGACGAGACAGCUUCUUAACAGCCUUGUGGAUAUCGCCUCCGGACGAGGAAUUCUGGGAGAGAAGUGAAAGCCAACAUACCUCCUCAUGUCGAGGACUCUUCGCCCUAAUCAAACCCCUUCGACAAUUCAGACUCAGACGUGAGGUCAUAUAAUCCAGGGCCUACCAAGAGAACAAUCGCCAUCCGGACUUCGACCUUCCAAUGCUGAUGUCAAUGAGUACGUCAUGACCCUGUGUUCGGGCUUGGCUACAUAAAGGGAUUGUGUAUCGAAAGAUGCAGCUUAUCAUUUUACACACUCGAGCCACGACAAGAGGAACUGUAUGCAACCUAAGUACAUUAACAGAACUGGCUAAACAUCAUCGACAUGUCUACUUGUUGGAGAAAUGUUAAUUGAUAUAUAUGUUACUGUAAGCAAUCUGGCUAUGGCCAAAGAUCAUAAGCCUUCAGGCCUCAUGUCUCUCGGUUUGAAUAGUGGAGGCCAAUUUCAUCUGGCCAUCCAUGGCGACCCAAAAGGAUCACAGACCAAUCAUGUUGCAGGUUGUCAUGGUGGGCUAAUAUUAUCGCGUUGGCACCAGGUCGGUUUCUCCAAACGAACACAAUCGUCAUGGAAUCCAAAUUCGCCGAGAAGAUUUAAUGAACUUUGAUGAAAUAAUUAGCGAAUGACGCCCCUAUUCAAUACCUAGGGAAUGAUAAAUACAAUGUCAAAUUUAUAAAUCGCA